AUGGACUCAUAUCAAGCUAUGUGCAAUGAAGCUGGAGAUGAAGAAAACUUGAGACACACAAAGAAAGACCAUUUGAAUUAUUGGACAAGGUUGAAAAUGAAAAAUAUUGAAGGUGGUGAUGCACAAGCAGUCUCUGAAAUAACGUACCAGGAACUUGCUAAUGAUCCUGAAUUUUUCUUUAGAUUUAGAUUGAAUAAAGAAGGCAAGUUGAGAGCACUAUUUUGGAGAGACUCGAUGAUGAGAGAAGAUUAUAGUAUUUAUGGAGAUGUUGUAGUGUUUGACACUACAUAUAGGACAAAUAGAUACAAUUUGAUAUGUGCUCCUAUUAUUGGAAUUAAUAACCAUUGGAGAAAUUGCAUGUUUGGGUGUGCUUUUAUUGGAGAUGAGAAAAUUGAAUCAUUUGUAUGGCUUCUUGAGACAUCCAAAAAGUCAAUGGGAGGGAAAUGCCCAAUCUCAAUCUUCACAGACCAAGAUCAAGCAAUGUGCUCUGCAAUACAGAAGGUCUUUCCAGAGGUCAGACAUAGAUUAUGUUUAUGGCAUUUAGAACAAAAUGCUAUUACAAUAUUUGGAUCAUUGAAACGAGACAAGGAUUUUAAGAGAACAUUCUCCUACUCUCUAAGCAAAGACUUCUUCUCAGCUGGUAUCCGCUCUUCUAAGCGAAGUGAAAGUACCAAUCAUGCAAUUGGGUUUAGAGCAAAUAGAUUAACAAGCUUGACUGACUUCUGUAGCAUUUUCAAAGCUUGUAUACAGCGUUGGAGAAGCACGGAAAAACAUGGUGAGUUCUUGUGUAGUAAAUCAACUGCAUCAUCAGCAAUACCAUUAUCUGGUCUGCUGAAACAUGCAUCAGAAAUCUACACUUUGUCUUUAUUCACAGAUUUUGAAGAAGAAUUUGGGUAUUCCAUUGCAACUACCACAAAACUACUUUGGCAAAAUGGUAGUACCUUGUUCUAUUUAGUGAAUAUUACACUUACAUUCAGUGAUGACAGUACCAGAUCAGUAUAUAAAAAAGAGAUGGACAAAACCAACAAAGAUAUUGAAGCAAAGACUAACCAAGCUACUGAAGCAGAGACUAACCAAGCUACUGAAGUAGAGACCAACCAAGAUACUGAAGCAAAGACCAACCAAGAUACUGAAGCAGAGACUAACCAAGCUAUUGAAGCAGAGACUAACCAAGCUACAUCAUCAAGUAUAGCAACUGAGGCACCUCUAAUAUUAGAUCCUGAACGUAAAACAACAAAAGGAAGGAACAAAAGGCCACGAGGACCAAUGGAGAAGAAAAGAAAGAAGACUGCAGUACCACCACUUGAGUUUGGAGCUAUAACCCCUAAUUUGAGACUAUUUUGA
Chenopodium quinoa (quinoa) is the source of this 1344-nucleotide messenger RNA. RefSeq names its product protein FAR1-RELATED SEQUENCE 5-like. The coding region runs from base 1 to 1344 and encodes 447 amino acids. Gene Ontology annotation, biological process: regulation of DNA-templated transcription. NCBI's taxonomy places the organism in Eukaryota, Viridiplantae, Streptophyta, Magnoliopsida, Caryophyllales, Amaranthaceae. The record is from RefSeq and is a predicted model, not a curated record. The transcript is spliced from 5 exons.